CAAUGAACUCCCAUUUUAUAGCCUCAACUGGCACUGGGCUGGGUGGGUACUCUGUCUUGGUUUGCUUGCUUCUAAAAUGGAUUGAAAUGUCUUUUAUUAUUAUUAUCCCUUUGCCUGUCCAAAAAUUGAUAAGGGCAAUGUUUAUAUAGACUUGUACAUUUUACAGGGAGCCCUGGUGGUGCUGUGGUUAAAACACGCUGUUACUAACUGAAAAGUCAGCAGUUCAAACCCACCAGCCGCUCCUCAGGAGAAAGAUGUGGCAGUCGGCUUCUGUAAAGAUUUAGAACCUUGGAAACCCUAUGGGAGAGCUCUACUCUCUCCUACAGGGUCGCUGUGAGUCGGAAUCGACUUGACGGCAGUGGGUUUACAUUUCACAAAAGGUUUCCAUGUAUUUUCUUCUUUGAUAUAGGAGGUGAACAAAAUUGGCAAACUGGGUGCGCAAAAUGCAAGCUCUUUUAAAGUUCACAACCCUUAGUUAUUAGAGAGCCCCCAGGGCCUACUCACUCAAGCCAAAAAAACUCCAAAAACCAGUGAGUGUCUCUUUAUUCUUACAUCGUAGCAUUUCUAGCAAGCAUGUGGCUCUGUCAGGAACUGGGGAGGAGGAGUGAAGUGGGGGGCAGGUUUAGAGUCUGAGAGACUUCAGUCCCACAUCCACCAUCUACCUGGUGUGAUACUCAGACAAAUCAUUUGAGCUACAGCUUCCUUAUCUAUAAAAUGGGUAUAAUACCCAAUGCAGAGGUGUGUGAGGAUUAAAAAGACUAAAUAUGCUAUGAAAAGCACCAAAAACCCACUGCUGUUGAGUCAACUCUGCCUCAUAGCAAACCUAUAGGAUAGAGUAGAACUGCCCCAUAGGGUUUCCAAAGAGCACUUGGUGGAUUCGAACUGCUAACCUUUUGGAUAGCAGCUAAACUCUUAACCACUAUGCCACCAAGGUUUCCAUGACAAUGACAAUACCUAGCAAAUAGUAGUUACUGUUGUGUGCCAUCGAGUGGAUUUCAAUUCAUACUGAUUCUAUAGGACAGAGUCAGAACUGCCCCAUAGUGUUUCCUAGGCUGUAAUCUUUAUGGGAGCAGAUCGCCAGGUCUUUUCUACAGGGGAGCCCAAGGUGGGCUGAAACCCUUGAUUUUUCUGUUAGCAGUCAAGUGUUUAACCACUUCUAUGAAAAGACUUGGUUACCUCAAGUCAUGUUAGAAUCUGCAAAUAGAAUGGAUAGAGAGGAGUUAUAAAUGAUAAGUGAGUAAGUGACAAUUGAUGCUCAGGGAAAAAGCAAAGCAAUCCCAACGCAAAUCAAGGACAAGGCACAAAACAGCAGGCUAAGAGCUCUGCUUAACCUAGCCCAGCAUUUACUUAUCACUAAAAGAGUGACAGAAGUCCCUGGGUGGCACAAAUGGUAAGUGGUUGACUAAUUGAAAGGUUAGUGGUUGGAAUCCAUCUAGCAAUGCCUCAGGAGACAGGUGUGGUGGUCCAAUUCCAAAAGAUCACAGCCUUGAAAACCCUAUGGAGUAGUUCUACUCUGAAGCCGAAGGGGGUUACCAUGAAUCAGAGUCAACUUGAUGGCAAUGGGGUUUUGUUUUUCUUUUUUUUUUUUUUUUAAGGGGAAUGACUGAUAUUCAUCUAGACCCUCUGGCAGCCCCAAACUUUAAAUGAUGUUUAGUGGCCUAAAUAGAAAAAAAUAGAGUAUACCUGAAAAGAAUGUACAGAAACAGACUAGUGGGAAAGACAAUUGUUUGGUCUGAUAACAUUUCUUUUACAACCGCAGUACCGCAGUAUGAAGGCCUGUGCAUGUGUGUGUGUGUGUGUGCACGCAAAUGUUACAGAAAAUAGCAAACACUAUUUAAAAGGACUAUAAAUAUUUUUAAACAAAAAGAAAAACACACUCAUCUUAUGCGAUGGUCAGGUUUCUUCUAAAGAAGGCUUGGCUGGUUAAAGUACUGAAGUCCUGUGUGUUCACUUUGGAUCUGAGGACCCAAAUAUUAAACACACCCAUUGCUAACCUUCGUCGCUGUUAGACCAGUUGAGCCGGUUAACACCUGAGUCCAGAUUCCACCAAUCCUCACGUCUUCCCUAGUACCCUGCUCAACAAUUGGGAGAUUAAUUGACUCAUAGAGUGAAAGUCUCUGAGUUUUGUUUUGUUUUCUUUCUAUUGGGGUAAAAUACACACAACUUGAAAUUUGCUCUUUUAACCAUUUUCAAGAGUACAAUCCAGUGGUGUUUAUCACAUUCACAAGGUUGCACAAUUAUCAUCACUCUUUAUUUCCAAAGCUUUUCAUCACCUCUAGCAGAAACUGUAUACCUAUUAAACAAUAGCUCCCCAUUCUGCCUUCCCUUCAGGCCUUGGUAAUCACUAAUCUACUCUCUGUCUCUAUGCAUGUAUCUGGUAUAGAUAUUUCAUGUGAAUGGGAUCAUAUAAGAGGUGUCCUUUUGUGUCUGGCUUAUUUCACUUGGAUAAUGUUCCCCAGGUUCUUCUAUGUUGUAGCAUGUACUAGAACUUCAUUCCUUUUUAUGGUGGAAUAAAAUUCUAUCAUCCACGUCUAUAUAUUUAUAUCUAUACACCACAUUUGGUUUAUCCAUUCAUCUAUUUUAGACAAAGCUUGUUUUUCUUAGAACCUUUGACCUGGAAGUGAUCUCAAGUGGGCAUUUAGUUCACGCUUCUGGAUUUGGGAAAAGCUACACUGGUACAGUUUCAGGAAGUUCCCUGAUUUUCCUUUUAUUAAACAUAUCUCAAGAGUGACACUCCUCAGACUUCCUUAGUAAGAGUGUAUCGCGUGUUUACCAGCCCCUUGGUGGAACCACUUCUGCUUUUGCUCAUGUUUUGAAUCCUGUCCUGGCUACCACUUCUUUCCUCCUCUUUAACCAUUUUACAUCACUUAUCCUGCCUGGAGUGAGACAGACUCCAGCUUCUCCUUCACCUUUGAGGCGGUGGACAGCUGCCAUCUGUUUGUGUACUUUUUAUUGUUGUGUGAUAUUCCAUAAUCCUGUCUUCCCCGCUCUACUGGUUUGCUUCUGAAUUCUCCUGUUCCUUAAAACCAGACCUCAUGUCCUCCCCCAGAUUCUAAAAUAAAGGAGGAAUAUUUUUGCUCUCAAGCUCACUUUUGGAUUUUUUAAAGUGCUGACAAUGUGUCUAACAUACUAGACACUAAGAAAAUUACAAAGUAAGAAAAAGCUUAAAACUAGACAUAGAGAAUAGUGCUAUGAGAAAGUUGUUGAGGAGACAUGACACCAUAUUACAGGCCUUAAAUCCCUAGCUGAAAUAGUUGGACAUUACCAUUUGGACUCCUACUCCAAAUGGAGGACGUAUGGAGACUACUGGAGGAUUUUGGCUGGGAAAGCGAAAGAAGAAAUUAGUUGACUGAUCUGGCACUACUGUGCAUGGGAAUUAGGAGACAAGCUAACCAGUGUUGGGGGGGGGUGGUUGUGGGAAUACUAUUGUGGUCACAUGUGUGUGUGUUACGUGCAUGUGUAAUACAAAAAAAUCAUUGACUCUUGAGGGCUUGAAAGUGUUGAUUAUUGUACCACGCAGUAUCCCCUGUGACUGUUACAAAAACCACAGUGCUCAGGAUGGUACUCAUUACCCAACUGGAGAGACAGCCAAGCCUUAAGUUUUACUUCAACCUGGUGAUUGUUUGAUUCUCAGAAUUUGGUUUAAGAUAGACCAAAUUGGUAAAGAAUGGAGAGAUACUCAGGUGGAUCCCAAAUGGGUCUCUGUAUGUUCCCCUUCACUUUCCUCUGGCUAGACUUAGCCCCAUCACCAUCACCUCUUCCUUGGACCACUCCAGUAGCCUCCUAACUGGGACUCUGUCUCGUCUUUUGUCACCCCACCCCUCAUAACCAGUUCUUCACACUGCGGCCAGAGCAAAUUUAUCAAACACCAGUUAUGAGUAAAGUACCCUGCAAAAGAUGUGCCACAAACCUGAAAAUCAGGUCUAACCAUCCCUAUGUUAUAGCUAAGUGCUGUUAGGACUUAAACACUAUGUCAGGGAGAGAGCAGGCAGAUAAAUCUGUGCCUUCACUUGAAGAUAACCAUAUGAGAUGUCAGAGACAGGAAGACAACCAAGUGGGAAAAAAAGGCAAGAUGUAUGAGAAGGGAUUUCACGUGGAAGGACACAUGAAUGGCCGUUGAAUACAGGCAAAGACGCUCCAUCUUACUUAGAGAAAAGUAAAACAACGUAAGAUAGCUUUUGCAUCAUAAGAUCAGCAAAAUGGACAGAAUUUAGAAGUCUGACAUUCUCAAGUGUUGGUGAGGACAUGAAGGAACGAAACUUUUCCACUUUACAGGAUAGGGUAAUUGUGUAGAGGAAAAUCCGGGAUUUUCUAAUACAGUUGAAUAUGCACCCACCAAAUAAAUUUGGAAUUGCACUCAUUAGGUAACUUCUCCAAUCCCACACAAAAGAAUAUUACGAGAAUCUUCAUAGUAGCACUGUUUAUGAGAGAAAAGAAAGAAAUUUGGAACAACCUAAAUGUCCACCAGAGAGGAAAAACGAUUGAAUUCAGGAGUUUUUAGCAAUAAAGUAGUACGUCUCAUGACUGACAAAGCAAAUCUGAGUGUACCCAUCUGAAGAUCCAUAAAUAUAUUUUAUUUGAAUUCCUUCCUUCCUCUUUCUCAUUAGCAAACAAUGCUAUCCAGUUUCACCCACUUUUCAAGGUAAUUAAGAACUAGCAGUAAAUUGUCAGGGUUUCCUGUUAUUUUUAAUCGCAAAUUCUACAACCCCUAAUCAGCUCUGCUUUCAGUGCCAAGUGGUUCAUUCUCCACAUACUAGGAAACGCAUUUGGCCUGGAAAACAAUCCCUGGAAGUGUAAGGUUCAUUCCUGUCGCCCCACUAGCAAAAUAAAAUGUCAGUGCACAUGUCUUAAGAAGAGGAAUUGCCAGGGGAAUUGUGAUGGCCCUGUGUUAACUUCAUAAACUUUGGGGCAACUAUGCCAAUUGGAUGUGGCACACAUGCCAAUCCUCAAGCCAUAGAAACAAGAUAGGACGUAAGGGGGAAACUGAAAAAAAAAAAAGUAUAGAGAUUAUAAAUAACUUUCAACAGUUCCCAUAAUGAUGAGAAUCUUGUAUGGGAAUCACUUGACAUUUUUUAUGGCAGCCCCUUUUGGGUGCAGAUGUAAACCUUGCAAAGGGUGUAUGUACAUUGGAACCUCGUUGUAACAUUGAUGUUGCCAAAAACCAAAUCCUUGUCAUAGAGUUGAUUCUGACUCGUGGCAACCCCGUCUGUUACUGAGUAGAACUGCUCUUUAGGAUUUUCUUGGCUGCAAUCUUUAUGGAAGCAAAUCUUCAGGCCUUUCUUUCAGGGCACCAGUGGGUGGCUUCAAACUGCUGACCUUUAGGUUAGCAGUUGAUCACAAACUGCUUGGGCCAUCCAGGGACCUAUGCUGAUGUUACCAAAAGCAAACCCAUAGCUGUGGAGUCAAUUUUGACUCAUAUAAAAAUGUACACUCAGAGCUUAAGAAAGAGUUCUAGAAGUGUGGAAGCCCUGAGGGUCCCCAACCUCUUAUAAUAUUAAGACCUUAUUUGCCUUUUUUAUGCUUGUUCUCUCAUUAGUGUACAGUGCUGUUUUUCAGAGGUUGCAUGACCUAUUAUAUCAUAAGCAAUUGGAUGCAGAAGCAGAUGUGACAAUCCAGCUGUCUUUUAUUAAGACAAAUGUUAAAGAGAUGGCCAAACAUGAAGAACAAUACCAUUAUUCUCAAUCCAUUUUCUUUGGAAAGUACAGUUAUUUUUCACAAAAUGUGUGUUAUCUACACUGAUAAUUAAUGGGCUUAUUAUUGUUAUUUAAAGUAAGAAAAUAAUGAUAAAAUAAUAUUCUCUUAAGGAUACCACAUCACCAUAAUUACAAUAAAAAGUUCAAAAAAUGUUCUGGUUUGAUUUCUAAUCUAGUAAAUACCAACAGAUGUAACACACAUAAACAAAAGCACUUUGGACUCGAAGGUAAUUUUUAAGAGUGCAGUGAUUUGCAAACAGCUGGCCUCUGGCCUGUUACAGGAAGUUUUACUGGUAAGUCAAUUACUCUCUUUCUCUCCUGGGUGCUCCGCACACUCUCUACCCAACAAAGAGCAGCAGAAAGUGUGGCCGGGAAUCUAUCUGUUGAACGGAGGUUGCUUUUUAUGCCUGUUUCUAAAUCUCAGUGCUCUGUGGACUACCUCCUUUGAAGAUAGAUGUCUGUCCCUGUUGCUAUCAUCCUAUUCCGAAAUUUUAGACAGAAGCAGCUCUCACAGCCCUGGUAGCAGAGGACGGCCUCGGGGACCCCUGCAGUACAGAGUUGAAGGUGGAUGACUCAGCCAGGUUAAUGGCAUCCCUCAGAAGCCACGUGGGAUCUCAUUCCUCUUUUUGGGCGUUCCAAUUUAGGCCAGUGCAGGCUGCGUAGUAACUGCUCAUAAAAAAAUUUUUUUUUUUGCUUGAAAAGAUGGAGUAAUUCAUUUACAGUGACAACUGUGAACAGAUUUAAGCAGCCAUUCCUGGGAUGAAGGCCUUGUCAGAAGGUAGGCAAAAAGACUUUAACUCACGUCCUAGUGCGAUGCCUCGCUCCUUCCUACGCUCCCACUGGCAGCGAGGAAAUACCGGGACAUGGAAACGCUCUACCAGGACAGGGCGCCAGCACCUGUAUGGGGUUGUCUGCUCUCCGUGAAAUCCUCAGAGGCUCCAACCCCUUCAGGCAGGUAGACACCGGGCUGGGGAAUCUGUGGCUGAGCCAAGUGUGGGUGGGGUGUUUAUCAUGUUCAACCAUUACCAAUAGGAAAGGUGCAGAGGAAACACGGCAGGUGGUCCCCAGGGCACUGCCCUGACCUGCUGGGGGGCCGACUCCGCCUCUUAGCGCAGGUGUGGGGCCCCCAGGGCCCGGUGGAGCUCCAUCUACUUCCGUCUUUCCCUGUCGAACUUUGCCAGGUAGGCUAUGCUGGCUUCUCCCCAGGGAGCCGGUGUUUGGGGUUUCGGAUUAGACAGCCAGGCCCAGGCCGAUCCCGAAGGUAAGCAAGUCUCUGGGGGAAGCAGGUUCCCGCCCUGGCGAGGCUUCGCGCGACGCACGGGCGGGGACCUGGGCCACCCCACGGGGACUCUGGGCUGCGGGGCUGCUUGAGGACACGCGGGGUCUGGAGCCGGGCCCCCCGAUCCUGCCUCACUGAAGGUGGGAGAUGGGGAUAACAGCGGGGAACCUCACUCUUGCCGACAGCUACCUCCGACUCCCCCCAGCACGUCUUCCUGUCCCUCAGAUCCCUCCUUUGCCCGCGCACGGAGCUCCCCUCCCUGGGUACUGGGGAUCAGGGCGCUGAAAAGCCGGAGCAGGGGAAGGAGUCUCUGGGAGCACAUGUGGGGAAAUGUGGGGCCAAAGGCUGGAGGGCCCGCAGGCAGAAGGGAAAGUCGGUUCCCUAAGCUGGAGUCUGAGAUUCCCGGGGGCAGCAGCCGGCUCCUUGCGCCUGGGAGGACGCGCUCCCGCUCUCGCUGUUUCUGUUCCCCACGCCGCCCCUUCUGUGUUCCUUGUAGCCCAGAAUGGGGGUGCCAUGCCUGCUGUUCUGCGGUGUAUCCCUCGCCCUUCCGCUUUUUGUCAGAGCAGUUGAAUGCAAGGACAGUAGUGUGAAAAACGAGAUUAUUUCAGUAGACCACCCUUUUGCGUUUAAUUGCACAUACCCUCCACUAACUUCUGAGCAAGUAAAUAUAACCUGGUAUAAACCUUCCAGCAAAAUCCCAGUGUCCAGAAACACACAGUCUAGAAUUCACCAGGACGAGAGCUGGAUUUUGUUUCUCCCCAUGACGUGGGCGGAUGCAGGGAUCUAUCAAUGUGUCAUAAAGAAUAUAAACAGCUGUCACAGAAUACACGUUAACCUAACUGCUUUUAGAAAAUACUGGUGUGGUACUUCCAGAAAUGUUCUACCGAAUUUAUCAGACGAGUAUCUACAAACACUACAUUUUGGAAAAGAUGACAGUCUUAUGUGUCACUUGAAUUUCCCAAAGAGUUGUGUUUUGGAUUUAAUAAAGUGGUAUAAGGACUGUAAAGAGAUUAAAGAAGAGCGGUUUAAUACUGUGGGAAUGAAGCUUUUUGUGAAAAACGUCUCAGCAGAAGACAGAGGGAAAUAUGCAUGUCAAGCAAGACUGACACACGGGGGGAAAGAGCACACAGUUCUAAAUAGCAUUAGUGUAGAUGUAACAGAAAAAAUUGAAUAUGGAGACAGAAUUCCUAAAAUUACUUAUCCAAGAAACAAUUCAAUUGAAGUAGAACUUGGCUCCACCCUUAUUGUGGAUUGCAACAUCACAGAUGUCAGGGAGAACACCAAUCUACGCUGCUGGAAAGUCAACAACACUCUGGUGGAUCUUUACUAUCGUGAGUCCAAGCGAAUCAGAGAAGGAUAUGAAUCAUGUGUGCCUUUUGAGCAAUAUAAUAGGUACACAGUAAACAUAACCUUCCUCCAAGUGAAAAUGGAAGAUUAUGGCCGCCAUUUUGUGUGUCAUGCCGGAGUAUCAGCAGCAUACAUUGUGUUAAAGCUCCCAGUUCCAGAUUCCCGAGCUUACUUGAUAGGAGGGUUCAUAGCCUUGACAGGUGUGGCUGUGUCUGUCAUGUGCAUCUACAACGUUUUUAAGAUUGACAUUGUGCUUUGGUAUCGAAGCACCUUCCGUUCUACUGGGGCCAUAGAUGAUGGGAAGCUGUAUGAUGCAUAUGUCUUAUACCCCAAGCCUCAAAGUGGAAGCCAGAGGCAGGAAGUGGACAUGAUGGUGUUGAAGAUCCUGCCAGAGGUGCUGGAGAGGCAGUGUGGAUAUAAGUUAUUUAUAUUCGGGAGAGAUGAACUUCCAGGACAAGCGGUGGCCAGUGUCAUUGAUGAGAACAUUAAGCUGUGCAGGAGGCUGAUCAUCAUUAUAGUCCCUGAAUCUCUGAGCUUUGGCCUGUUAAAGAACAUGUCAGAAGAACAAAUCACGGUCUACAAUGCCCUCAUCCAGGACGGAAUGAAGGUCAUUCUGAUUGAACUGGAGAAAAUCAAGGACUACACAGACAUGCCGGAGUCAAUUAAGUAUAUCAGACAGAAGCACGGGGCCAUCCGGUGGAGUGGGGACUUCACGGAGGAAUCCCAAUCUGCAAAGACCAAGUUUUGGAAAAAAGUGCGAUUUCACAUGCCACCCACAAGGUAUCCCCCAUCUUUCUGUAGUCCAGCUGCUGAUGCAUGUCCUGUAACUAUACAGUGUAUAAGAGGGAGGUCAACAAGGGGUUCAUUACCCAGGGACGGAUAGCUUGCUGUCAUGUGGAGCCUUAUAGUUGUAUAAAGAUGCAUUUCAUUUGGGCUGUCUGCCCCUGAAGAUUGUGUUAUAUACUUGUGUCAAAUCAGUUCUGGCUCAUGGCAACCCCAUGUGUGUCAGAAAAAUAGCAAACAAACUAACAAAAACAGGACCUCUCACAAGCAUAUGACGUCCUCAGUUUGCGUUUAGCUACUAACCAAAAGAUUGAUGGUCCAAAUCCAUCCCGCAAUGCCACGGAAGAAAAGCUUGGUGAUCUACUUGGGAAAGAUCACAGCCAUUGAAAACCUAACAGAGUACAGUUCUACUCGGACACACAUGGGGUCGCCAUGAGUUGGAAUUGGCUUGACCCCACCUGGUUUACUGGUUGAGCACUGUUGGUGAACUGAUUAGUUGAAUUAUUUUUUUUUAAGUCAGAAAGCUUCUGUCCCUCCAAUAUGUGUAUUAAGUUUCUUUUUGUUUAAAAGUAUGUGAAGAUUUAUUAUUAAUGCAAUAAUAUUAAUAAAUUAUUUCAGUACAUUUUAUUUUAUGUUUAAUUAAAAUAUAUUUUAUGUCAUAUAUAAGGAGCUCCUUUUCUCAAAGCUAAGGCCAUUUCAUACAUUUGAGCAGUGUAUCUCUGUUCUCAGGUGUGAAUACAUUCUCCUGUUGUCAGACCUUGUGUUCUGAUUUGGGAUUUGUAAAAUAUAGCUGCCGUGCUUUAAAAGAUUAGUUAGGCUUGUCUUACAACCGUUGAGUCCUACCCUUUUUAAUUGUGGCCCCUUUGAUAAUUUCAUGAACUGUGUAGGAUAUCUUCCUAGGCAAUACACACACUCACAAAAUUUUGGUGAAGGUGGAUAGUCCUUUUCAAGCUCAUCAACGGGAUCUAUAGAAGGUACAUAGAUCCAGGAUAGGGACUCUUGCCCUAGACGGCCUUUCGUUUCUAUUUCUAUGGAUGUAAUGCUAAAUUUUACAGGGUUUUACAGGGUUCUACAUAGAAGCCCGAAGAUAAGCACAUUGGUAAGUGAGUCAUUCAGAGUUCUCCUAAAAAUGAUCUGGGAGAACAGACUUAGGAUUUUAGUGGUAUUUUACCAACCCAUCACUCUUCUAGACUGAAGCUUUCCAGCUGGUAUGCCAUGAGUGAGUUACAGAUCCCUGAGGUAAUUACUCCUGAGAUACUCAUUCAUGGUCCAUCUGGAGUCUUAGACCUUGUCU
Messenger RNA from Loxodonta africana (African savanna elephant), 10396 nucleotides. RefSeq names its product interleukin 1 receptor like 2 (gene IL36R). Gene Ontology annotation, biological process: regulation of inflammatory response; signal transduction. The coding region runs from base 7475 to 9202 and encodes 575 amino acids. The transcript is spliced from 10 exons. Gene Ontology annotation, molecular function: interleukin-1, type I, activating receptor activity. Lineage: Eukaryota; Metazoa; Chordata; Mammalia; Proboscidea; Elephantidae. The record is from RefSeq and is a predicted model, not a curated record.